This is a messenger RNA of Strongylocentrotus purpuratus (purple sea urchin), 1560 nucleotides long. RefSeq lists its product as uncharacterized. Bases 92 to 1213 code for a protein of 373 amino acids. Lineage: Eukaryota; Metazoa; Echinodermata; Echinoidea; Camarodonta; Strongylocentrotidae. The transcript is spliced from 7 exons. The record is from RefSeq and is a predicted model, not a curated record.
UUCAUGUAACGCCGACCCAAUUGCGGGGUUUUACAGUGAGAUUCGUCUGUUGAGUUGCAAUGACUACCCGUCCAUUUACGACGAGAGUGCGAUGUGUUACAGUAACGAAGGGCAGAUCUCGCUUUGGCCUCUCAUUGGCGGACGGGGUCAGGUGAUCGAAGAUGAAGGGUCCAAGGUCAACGCGUUCUGCUCGGCCAGCUGUACGAACUGCAGUCGGCCGCAGUGGUUCGACCCCAACGGAAUAGAAAUCGCAACUGAGGGGAAGGAGAACAGCAUCGGAGAGGUAUACAGCACCGAUGUCGGUACAUUCACCUCCAUGCUGACUAUUACGUCAUUGAAUUCAUCAUGGGUUGGCGAAUACAUCUGCUUGUUUAAGAAUAUGGAGAAAACAAUGUUCAUCAAGUUAAAUGGAACACAAAACGUUUCUCAAACGACACCGUCAACGCCGUCUGAAGGAAAUUCGACGUCGAAUCAGUCAACGACUGCAAACGUAACGAUGACUCCCAACGUCACAAUGACGUACAACUCCACAAUGACGUACAACGUCACGCUGCCUCCAACACAAAACGUCACAAAGAUUUACAAUGACACGGUGCAGCCUACACCAAGCUCCAUAAAUGAUACGUCACGUAACGUCACAAUGAUGAUGAAUUACACCAUGGAAUCAGGAGCGACAGAUUCGAACGUUACCACAUCCGCGAACCUGGACCACAACACCACCAGGUCCAACGUAACCACACUAUCAGGGAAUGGGACCGCGCCCUCUACUAUUUGCCCCGCAAACGGAACCGUUUUGGCGCGCUCCUACGUCAUCAAUGAUCGGGGUAUGACGUCAUUCUUCAGGGGUUGGGCCGACGUUCAGGGACAGGGGGCGCCAAAUGACUUUUGCAGGAUAGUAAGGGCUGAUGGCAAGCCGUUCAUGUCUUGUCUUCUCGCUGGUUCGAUGGAAGAUGACUUACUAGCGUAUACCUCACCCAACGCCUCUGAGGAAUGGUUUGACCCGGGCUAUUCCAAUACUUGGUACAUGAAGGACGAGGACGGAGAUGGACGAGACGACUAUUGCAGAUGCGUCGGAAGCGUACCGGAUACAUCGGUUGUGUGUAUGAAGGCUGGACCAGCCGGAUUCGAGGGUCAGGAGAGUGAUUUUACACCGGAAGGUUCACCGAUGGAUUGCUUUCACCUCACCGCUGACCCUUUCUUUGGAUUUCCGUAACCUGUGGAGUAAAUUCCAAUAACUUUGACAUACUUUUUAAAUCAAAUAUUAUUAGCAGCAAACAUCAAAUAGGCACGGGGAGUCUGAAGGAAGUAUUACCUCAUGAGCCGCUCAUUACAUUGGCUUGCAGGCCGAUCCGUUUGUGGUCUGAAGGCCGGUUGAUCGGAAAAUACACUUUGCCCAAAAAGUUGGAAUACAUUUAAGUUUAUAGAAGCCUACCUCUUUUCAUGUAGUGAUUGUGAUAAUAUUUUAUUCCUGAUCGCUGUGAUAAAUAAAACACACGUAUGUUUGGGCGGGGAGCGUGACGUCAAACGGGGUAUAUCCAGGAGGUGUUUCAUCAAGACCCU